AUGAGUGACCUGUACGUCGAAACCCUGAGUGAUAUGAUAGCUCUGCUGCAAGAAUAUAAGCCCGGGUUGGUGACGCUGGAAAAUGUAACCCGACUAUGCAAGACUUUACGACUGGAGUCGUUCACGGACAAUAUUGACAGCGAAACCAUACGGCUUUCUGCAGCUUCCAACAUCAUCGUGAUAGACAUGGACUUCCACAAAGCGGACGAGCGCGUCAAGGACGUCAAACUGGUGCUGGCCAGCAAUUUCGACAAUUUCAACUACUUCAAUGACGAGGACAACAGCAACAUUCUUUACAAUUCGUUGAGCUGCUAUCCUGAUCUGCAUACGUUUUAUUUCAAUCUCAAAUUUUUGUCCAUCUUAGACACCUAUUCCAACAUCGAAACGGAACCAAGGAUAUCUGGUCAACAUGAUAAGCUGGAUCUAUUCAAGUACUUUACCGAACUUCCUGACCAGCUUCGGACCUUUUUUAAGGAUAUGUCCAUGGUGGAAGAAAUACGAACCAACGUCGACAAUAAGUUUGGUAUCUAUGUUAUGCGUGCGGGCACACUGGUUGCGAAAAUCGACAUUGAAGAGUGUGAUGCUCACGGAGAGCGCUUCCACGACUAUCGAUAUCAAAACUCAUCAUGGACUGCUGAUGCUUCUCACAAAAACGCUAUGGGAGUCAUGUUGGUUUUGAAAAUAUUCGAUACCUCCCUUCAUUUCCCCCAAGAACUCAUUUCUCGCGACCUGGUACUUGAUUCAGACUCACACAAGCCAUAUUCAGUGGCCAAUCAUCAAAAGUCUUUGCAUCUUUUCAACGACAUCACUUCAAACCUGAUACCUGCAUCUAAAUUCAAGAUCAGCAAUGACAACAUAGAGCUGCUCGGAGAGCUACUUAGAUGGGUCAGUUGGUGGCAGCAUGUUCUCUCCCCGGUGCUACAAACACUCAAGUGCCCAGCCCCACACCCUCCUAAUGAUCCCAAGAGGCGCACCUCCUCUAAUUCCACCUCAGCCCCGGCUCAAAGGCGGUUGAAUCAUACCACCAGACGUCGCAGGUCAUCGCAGAAAGGGAGAAGACCGAGUCUAACGGAUUCCAGUAUGAUGAAGGACGGCGGGCUACAACAAUUUACGCUAACCGAGGUCAUGAGCCAGCCUGUCGUAGAGGAGGAUGAGCCUUCUGAUAUCAUUGACCUGGUGUUAAAUGAAGAGUAUUUGGCUCUAGGCACCCACCACCGCUGCCACAUUGAGGGUGGAUUACAGGAGUGGCAAGCGUUUGUCGGUAGUUUCAAAUCGAUCGCGUUGUAG
This is a messenger RNA of Lachancea dasiensis, 1287 nucleotides long. NCBI's taxonomy places the organism in Eukaryota, Fungi, Ascomycota, Saccharomycetes, Saccharomycetales, Saccharomycetaceae. The record is from the annotation of a GenBank genome assembly.